CCCCGAAUUGCGGGCUGCAGUUGCACCCUUCUCGAGACACUGCUAUGCUCUAGGUGAGGAUGUUCAUGAUAAAAGUUGCAUGACGUCAAGGAUCAGUCAAGCAACUAAAACGCUCUGCACAUAUCGUUUCUUUCACCACGGGUUGCAGCCGCAAAGUGAUUUUUGCUAAUGUAAAUCUAAGAGCAAAUCUUUUUUCGCUCGCUCUUUUGUGGACUCAAAAAAUGGGAAGAUUAGACACUCUGAGAGAAUUUAAUUUAUUGUCAUGGAUGAGAGAGGAAAGACAAUCGAGGAAGUUGACCCUGGUCAUCGUUUUCAUCGCCUUGCUGCUGGAUAAUAUGCUUCUAACGGUGGUCGUCCCCAUCAUUCCCAGCUACCUAUACACAGUUGAUGAUGCAGCAGCCAACAUGGCCAAGAAUCACACCACGGCCUCCCCACACACCCCUUCUGGAACCUUCCAGACCAUCGUGUCCCUUUAUGACAACUCUGUCAGGGUAACCAGCGGGGGCCCAAUGGACUCCACACCCAUACCCUUGGAUCAGAUGCAGGCGGUCUCUCUUUCCACCUCGGCUCUCACACCCCACAACUCCACAGAGCCUGACUGCCCCAAAGCAGAUGACCAGCUUCUCAAUGAGAAUGUGAAAGUGGGACUACUUUUUGCCUCCAAGGCCACCGUACAGCUCAUCACCAACCCCUUUAUUGGGCCUCUCACCAACCGAAUAGGAUACCAGAUCCCCAUGUUUGCCGGGUUCUGUAUUAUGUUCCUGUCAACCAUUAUGUUCGCCUUCUCAUCGAGCUACACUCUGCUGUUUCUGGCCAGAUCCCUGCAGGGUGUGGGCUCCUCCUGCUCCUCCGUGGCUGGGAUGGGGAUGCUUGCCAGUGUGUACACAGAUGACGAGGAGAGGGGAAACGCCAUCGGGAUAGCCCUGGGUGGUCUGGCCAUGGGCGUGCUGGUGGGCCCACCAUUCGGCAGUGUCAUGUAUGAGUUUGUGGGGAAAACGGCACCUUUCCUCAUUCUGGCUGUUCUGGCUGUGCUGGAUGGAGCACUGCAACUGUUCAUUCUCCAGCCCUCAAAGGUGGAACCAGAGAGCCAGAAAGGGUCCUCACUUUGGAGCCUUAUUAAAGAUCCAUACAUACUCAUUGCUGCAGGAUCCAUUUGUUUUGCCAACAUGGCCAUCGCCAUGUUAGAGCCAGCGUUGCCUAUUUGGAUGAUGGAGACCAUGUGUCCAAGAAAAUGGCAGCUAGGCGUUGCCUUUGUGCCAGCCAGCAUCUCCUACCUUAUUGGAACUAACAUCUUUGGCGUCCUCGCGCACAAGAUGGGGAGAUGGCUGUGCUCUCUCAUCGGGAUGGUCCUCGUGGGGGUUAGCAUCCUCUGUGUCCCUUUCGCUAAGGACAUCUAUGGACUGAUUCUUCCGAAUUUUGGUGUUGGUUUUGCAAUUGGCAUGGUGGAUUCCUCUAUGAUGCCAAUCAUGGGAUAUUUGGUGGACCUGAGACAUGUGUCAGUCUAUGGCACUGUGUACGCCAUUGCUGAUGUGGCUUUCUGUAUGGGCUUUGCUUUAGGUCCGUCCGCUGGAGGCGCCAUAGCGAAGAGCAUUGGGUUCCCCUGGCUCAUGACCAUCAUCGGCGUCGUGGACAUCCUCUUCGCUCCCCUCUGCUACUUCCUCAGGAGUCCUCCUGGGAGGGAAGAGAAAAUGGCCAUCUUGAUGGACUCUAACUGCUCGAUGAAAACCCGAUCAUACUCAACACAGGGGAACACAGAGUACGAAGAGAUGGAGACAGAGUACGAUGAGUAUUAAUGGACACCAGACAUGUAUGUUACCUUCCAGAGGAUCUAUUUUGUUGUACAAAAACAGAGAUACAAUGAUUAUUAUUUUUUAACAGCGAGGCUGUUUCGUUGUGAAUGUCCGUCUUCACUGUUCUGUGUCAUUGUUAUUGUACGACUAGAGCAAACCAAAGUUGUUGUCAUUACCCUGUGUUUAUUUUGAGCCUUAUCCAAUGGAAGUGGGGCCGUGUCAAAACAGGGUUUUCAUGGGCCGUAAUAGCAGACUUCUGUGUGUCAUAUUUACUGAAUAGUUCAGGUGAGGGUGGUAUUAUACAGUCGUGGCCAAAAGUUUUGAGAAUGACACAAAUAUUAAUUUUCACAAAGUCUGCUGCCUCAGUUUGUAUGAUGGCAAUUUGCAUAUACUCCAGAAUGUUAUGAAGAGUGAUCAAAUUAAUUUAAAUUAAUUGCAAAGUCCCUCUUUGCCAUGGAAAUGAACUGAAUCCCAAAAAAACAUUUCCACUGCAUUUCAGCCCUGCCACAAAAGGACCAGCUGACACCAUGUCAGUGAUUCUUGGUGAAUGCACCAAUUUGUAAGUCGCUCUGGAUAAGAGCGUCUGCUAAAUGACUUAAAUGUAAAUGUAAAUGUAAUUCUCUCAUUAACACAGGUGUGAGUGUUGACGAAGACAAAGCUGGAGAUCACUCUGUCAUGCUGAUUGAGUUUGAAUAACAGACUGGAAGCUUCAAAAGGAGGGUGGUGCUUGGAAUCAUUGUUCUUUCUCUGUCAACCAUGGUUACCUGCAAGGAAACACGUGCCGUCAUCAUUGCUUUGCACAAAAAGGGCUUAACAGGCAAGGAUAUUGCUGCCAGUAAGAUUGUACCUAAAUCCACCAUUUAUCGGAUCAUCAAGAACUUCAAGUAGAGUGGUGCAAUUGUUGUGAAGAAGGCUUCAGGGCGCCCAAGAAAGUCCAGCAAGCGCCAGGAUCGUCUCCUAAAGUUGAUUUAGCUGCGGGAUCGGGGCACCACCUGUACAGAGGUUGCCCAGGAUAUUCUGCAAAAGGUACAGGGAUUGGACUGCUGAGGACUGGGGUAAAGUCAUUUUCUCUGAUGAAUCCCCUUUACGAUUGUUUGAGGCAUCCGGAAAAAGGCUUGUCCGGAGAAGACAAGGUGAGCGCUACCAUCAGUCCUGUGUCAUGACAACAGUAAAGCAUCCUGAGACCAUCCAUGUGUGCGGUUGCUUCUCAGCCAAGGGAGUGGGCUCACUCACAAUUUUGCCUUGCAUGAAUAAAGAAUGGUACCAACACAUCCUCCGAGAGCAACUUCUCCAAACCAUCCAGGAACAGUUUAGUGACGAACAAUGCCUUUUCCAGCAUGAUGGAGCACCUUGCCAUAAGGCAAAAGUGAUAACUAAGUGGCUCAGGGAACAAAACAUCGAUAUUUUGGGUCCAUGGCCAGGGAACUCCCCAGACCUUAAUCCCAUUGAGAACUUGUGGUCAAUCCUCAAGAGGCGGGUGGACAAACAAAAAACCCACAAAUUCUGACAAACUCAGAGCAUUGAUUAUGCAAGAAUGGGCUGUCAUCAGUCAGGAUGUGGCCCAGAAGUAAAUUGACAGCAUGCCAGGGCGGAUUGCAGAGGUCUUGAAAAAGAAGGGUCAACACUGAAAAUAUUGGCUCUUUGCAUCAACUUCAUGCAAUUGUCAAUAAAAGCCUUUGACACUUAUGAAAUGCUUGUAAUUAUACGUCAGUAGUCCAUAGUAACAUCUGACAAAAAUAUCUAAAGACACUGAAGCAGCAAACUUUGUAGAAAUUAAUAUUUGUGUCAUUCUCAAAACUUUUGGCCACGACUGUAGAUCACCAAAUUCUGUGCUGUAGGUCGGCAAGGAGUACAAACCUGUCCUAAUAAUUCACCUAUUGGCCAUUAACAGUACGAACAAAACAAAUGUUCCUUCUAUCUGUGUAGAAACUGACCUAGGGUCAGAGUCAACAUCUCGAACAAGGCACUAUGAGAACACUGCUUAGUGUUGGUCAUUCUAUUGGUUGAGUAUAAUUGGUAAAUUAUUUAGAUAUAUAGUAUAACAUAGUCUAUUACAGAGAUACAAGUUACUCAAUACAUUUGGAAUGAGUGUUCUUACUGCUUUAACAAGGCAAACCACAUUUUACCUUGAAAUGGGCCUUUUUCAUUGAUUCCACAAACAUUUUUUUUUUAUACAUUGAGAUUGAUUUUUAAAUUGAGGAAAUACCUGAACUGAAAGGACAAUACCCCAGAAGCUGUUAUAGCCAAUGCUGUCCUGGGUUGACUGCUUAUGACUGUGCUUGUGACUAUUUGCAUGGUAUACCACAUAAAAAAAACACCAUCACUCCAAUGCCGUCGUCAGUUUCACUGUCCACAUCAAAACAAAAAACAAGUUAAUAAAGCAAAUGACUGUCACUGUAUAUGAUACCACAGCUCAUAGGAAACAUGUUUAGCUGUGUUUUAAGUGUAUAUACCUUUUGGUAAGCCAUUUUGAAUGUGUGGAAAACGCAGACUCAUAUCUGAAGACUCAAUGUUUAGGUAGAAGAUAAUUAACUUUCCCUAUUGACAUUACAAGCCAUACAAAUAUAUAUUGUGUUGAAAAGUAAACGUAUGGAUACAGGUUUACUUUGACGUCUCUGAAUUAACAGCACCUUAAGGAGAUGGUAAAGCACUUUAUCAGAGUCUAGUUACUCACACCAUUUAACUCCAAGGACAGUUCUAGUAUGUUGAUGUUGGUUUAGCAGAGAGAGAAUUGAGGUGAUGAGCUUGAUAUGUUUUGUAAUUUUGUCUAAUGUUAGCAACAAAACACUCAAAGUUUUAUCAAAGAUGAAUUCACUUAUUAUUGUGGUUGCAGUGCACUGAACAUCCCAGUAGUGUUAAUCCCUAACACUACUCCCGAGUGGCGCAGCAGUUUAAGGCACUGCAUCUCAGUGUUAGAGGUUACAGACACCCUGGUUCAAAUCCAGGCUGUAUCACAACCGACUGUGAUUGGGAGUCCCAUAGAGCGGCGCACAAUUGGCCCAGGUUUGGCCGGUGGAGGCCGUCAUUGUAAAUAAGAGUUUGUUCUUAACUGACUUGCUUAGUUAAAUAAAUAAAAUAGAACCGCAAUGUAUUUUCAAACACCGAGGUUGAAUUUUGGGUCUCAAUCUUGACCAGUCUGAAUCUUAAACUAACCUGUGAAGAGCAUUAACAUUAUUUGUGAACACUUCCAGUAGGUCAUCAAAAAGUAUACACACAAUACAUACAGAUCAAUAUGCAUUGUUUCCAAGAUCCAAGAUUAUAUUGACCAGCAGCAAUGUGCAUGCACAUACAUACAGUAGCAACUUCAGUCUGAGGAUUUGAUUGGCUGACUGGGCCCUGGCCUGCACAUGUCAUUAGAGACUUUUGUGUGCAGUCAGUCACCAGUAUUAAUCCACAACACAGAGCCAUGAAGUGUCCCUCCCGUUCCCCCACCCCCUCUCCUAUUUGUCCUGAAGCGGAAAAUGAAAAUAUUGACUCAUCCACUGCUCUUUGUCAAGACCACUGUGAUCUAACAGAAACAGCCAGGUAUACAAAGCACUGCUAAUAACUGUCAAAUAUCUCUGUGCUGUUUGGCAAAGUGCAUUUAUUACAAACCAUUCUUUGGUUGUUCGAGCAAACCUGACAUCUGGAAAUCUGUGAAAAUACUUUUAUGCCCUUGCCACGGAAAAACACAAUGGCACAUGUUAAAAAUGUCAAAUAAGACUGCAUUUUUAGGUAUAUGAAGUGUUAUUUGCAAAACUCUGGGUUUGCUGGGUUUGGUUGAAUGGACACCCCAAUGGGUUUCAUUGUAAAUAAAUGAUGCAAGCAAAAUAGCCUGUGAUGGACUUGACAGAGAUCGUUUCCUGAUACCUUCACUAUUAGUUUCAUUAUUUGCUCUUAAAUGUAUAUUAACAUUUUAAAUUGAAAUACUAAUGUCAAGAUGGCUACCAUUCUGAGAGAUUUUUGUUAUUUUGCAAUAAAUUGUUGGGUCAUGUAGGUUUCAUAAUGGAUUAUACAGUGCCCUCCUGAAUUAUUGGCACCCCAGGUGAACAAAAAAGGCUGUGAAAAAAUGUUAUUGUUGUUUAUCAACUUGCUCUUACACUCCAAAUAUCAUAUGAACGUAACCUUUAAUUGAGUUAAAAUUGUAACAAAAAUUAUAAUUACAAAUCAAGAAAUUGUUUUUUUAUUCUAAAACAUGCAUGUCAGAAUUAUUGCCACCCCUAAAAAUUCUUACGAACAAAAUCAAAUGUAUGUAUAUUCUGAUCGGAGUGUUUGGGAACUCUUAACAGGUUAUCCAUGACAGGGGUAUAAAUAUGAGGUGACACGCAGGCUAAAAUCCCUUAGUCAUCCAUCAACAUGGACAAAAGGUUGUUGACCUUCACAAAUCAGCCAAUGGCUAUAAAAAGAUAGCCUGAAAACACCAAUCUCCACUAUUAGGGCAAUAAUUAAUACAUUUUAAACAACUGGUGCGGUUAUGAACCUGCCUCGAAGAGGAUGCAAGUGUAUAAAGAAGGAUGGUUCAAGUGGAGAAAAAAAAAAAAUCUCCAAGGAUAACAGUUGGGGGAGAAUUGCAGAGGGGUAACAUUUUGGAGUCACCAAGUCUCCAAAACUACAAUUCGACGCCACCAAUGCCAACAAGUUAUUUGAAAGGGUUGCUAGAACAAAGUCUCUGCUGUCACCAAACCACAAACGUAAGCAGCUGGAGUUUGCUAAAUGUCAUUGGAGCUUUGAUUGGAACCACGUUCUAUGGUCUGAUUAGACUACAAUACAGAUUUUUGGCAACAAGGGUUUGGUGUAAAAAGAGAGCCAUGGUCAUGCAGAAAAUAAGUAUGGUGGUGGAUCUGUGAUGUUGUGGGGCUGUUUACUUCCAAAAACCCUGGGAACCUUGUAAGGAUCAGUGGUGGAAAUAUUACCCAAUUUUCAUACUUGAGUAAAAGUAUAGAUGACUUAUUAAUAGAAAGUUACUCAAGUAAAAGUGAACGUCAGCCAGUAAAAUACUACUAAAAGUCUAAAAGUAUUUGGUUUUAAAUAUACUUAAGGAUCAAAAUUAGGGCCUCCCGAGUGGCGCAGUGGUCUAAGGCACUGCAUCGCUGUGCCACGAGAGAUUCUGGGUUCGAGUCCAGGCUCUGUUACAGCCGGCUGUGACCGGGAGACCCAUGGGGCGGCGCACAAUUGGCUCAGCAUCAUCCGGGUUAGGGGAGGGUUUGCCCGGCAGGGAUGUCCUUGUCCCAUCGCACACUAGCAACUCCUGUGGCUGGCUGGGCACAGUGUAUGCUGACACGGUUGCCAGGUGUUUGGUGUUUCCUCCGACACAUUGGUGCGGCUGGCUUCUGGGUUAUUAAGUGGGCAUUGUGUCAAGAAGCAGUGCGGCUUGGUUGGGUUGUGUUUCGGAGGAUGCACGGCUCUCGACCUACACCUCUCCCGAGUCCGUACAGGAGAUGCAGCGAUGAGACAAGACUGUAACUACCAAUUGGAUAACGAGAAAAUGGGGUAAAAAAAAUAUUUUAAAAAUAAUACAUUCUUUAGGAUUGUGUAAAAGUUGUCAAAAACAUAAAUAGUAAAGUACAGAUACCCCAAAAAUGAAUUAAGUACUUUUUACCACUGGUUAGGAUACAUGGCAUCAUUUUUUAAAUUUAACCUUUAUUUAACUAGGCAAGUCAGUUAAGAACAAAUUCUUAUUGUCAAUGACGGCCUAGUGGCGAACAGUGAGUUAGGGCCCCUCGUUCAGGGGCAUAACGACAGAUUUGUACCUUGUCAACUCAGGGAUUUGAACUUGCAACCUUUAGGCCACUAGGCUACCCUGCCGCCCCAUCAUUGGCUCACUCCAUCAAGUAUCAGGAGAUUUUAGGCAAAAACCUGUCUGCCUCUGCCAGGAGGCUAAAACUGGGUCGUCGUUGGAUCUUCCAGCAGGACAACAAUCCAAAGCAUACCUUGAAAUCGACAAGAAAUUGGUUCACUGACCAUAGAAUCAAGCUUUUGCAAUGGCCAUCCCAGUCCCCCGACCUAAACCCCAUUGAAAACCUGUGGGGUGAGCUGAAGAGGGGAGUCCACAAGCGAGGACCAAGGAUCUGGAGGAAUGGUCUCAAAUCACUUCCUGUGUUCUCCCACCCCAUCAACCAUUGAGACAACUCAGAGCUGUUAUCUUGGCAAAGGGAGGGUGCUCAAAGAACUAAAUGCAGGGGUGCCAAUAACAUGAUAUGCAUGUUUUAUAUAUUUUUUAAAAUAAUUUUAACUUAAAAGGUUAGAUUCAUAUGAUAUUUUGAGCGUAAGAUUAAGCUGAUAACUUUUUUCCCCAGCCUUUUUUGUUCAUAUUUACCUAGGGUGUAGAGAUUAGUAUAUUUGUCAUUUGUUUAUAUUAGAAAUCUAUUGCACACAUGCUCAAACAUAUGUGAGUGUGUGCCCAUGUUGGUGUGUGUGCCUUCUGACAUGUAUGUAAUUGGUUUGUGUGUAUAUCAACUACUUACUAACUGGUACACAAAAAAAAUGUUGACCUUUUAUAUUCUGGACUGGUUGUUUACCUGUAAAGUGUGCUGAUUGUAUAAUAUAUGUUGAUACUCAGUGGGGAUGGAAAACCCCUAAAUAAAUGUUGCUCUGAAAAAGUG
Molecule: messenger RNA, 8371 nt
Organism: Salvelinus fontinalis (brook trout)
Lineage: Eukaryota; Metazoa; Chordata; Actinopteri; Salmoniformes; Salmonidae
Product: synaptic vesicular amine transporter-like
Exons: 16
Coding region: 222-1793 (523 amino acids)
Biological process (GO): xenobiotic transport; transmembrane transport; aminergic neurotransmitter loading into synaptic vesicle
Cellular component (GO): terminal bouton; synaptic vesicle membrane
Molecular function (GO): xenobiotic transmembrane transporter activity; serotonin:sodium:chloride symporter activity
Source: RefSeq, a predicted model, not a curated record